This is a messenger RNA of Penicillium brasilianum, 2763 nucleotides long. The record is from the annotation of a GenBank genome assembly. Lineage: Eukaryota; Fungi; Ascomycota; Eurotiomycetes; Eurotiales; Aspergillaceae.
GCCUGAGGCAGAUUUCACAUGUCCCCGGGGGCGCAAAGCCGCGCGACGAACAUGGGGAGAGAUAAGCCGCGAUCUUCAGCCCUGAGCGCUUCUCUCUCCACCAUGCCCUCCCGAUGAUCGGGUCUUCUAGAUACCACCUCUUGGUCAUCUAUUACCUUUCCGCAAUUUGCCUAGACGAUGCCCGGGCCUCUGAGUGAGUCCUCGGGCCCGGUACAGCCCAUUCGCCGCGCGGUUACUCUCCCAACGAAGUUAAAUUCGCUGGCGCAACGCGGUUCGGCUGCGCCAAAUCUCUCAGAAAACGUCAUCUUCUAUCACCCCUCUGCAAAGAUAGUUCAUUUCGCACCCAGGGCACUCGUACCUAUUCCUUCAAGUUCCGCGCCGUCCGAUUUCGACUAUCCUGUUGACACGAUCGAGACCCUCCCCUGGCGUUCGGCCACCGAACGAACAGUCGCAACUGCACCCCUCAGGCUGGAACGAGGGUUGACCGUGUUUCUGAAAUGCGGAAAUGUCGUUCAUGCGAUCUUGAAAAAUUCACAAUGCUGGUGUGUGGACGGCGUGUCGAAAUUCGUGUUGCGCAUUCGCCCUCUAACCUACUAUCGGAUCGAGCUACCGAAUGAGACUGCGGAGGAUAAGGUGCUAGUGGAGGAUCUCAAGGCUGCAUUGCCGACUGUGCUUCGAUAUGAGGUCACACCAUGUCCCUUUAAGCGCGCGUUUACCGUCGACUUGCCCGAGGAAGCCACGGCACCGCGGCGCAAGAAGGCAUGGAGACCCAAGGAACGCACAGAUGGCGUUCCUUUGCUCUCGGCAACCAACCAAGGUUUCCUUUGCGAGGGUAAGAUGGACUGGCUAGAUUCUGCCAGUACUGGCGAUGACACGGAUGGCGCUGCCACGGACGACAGUGGGUUGACUCCCCAAAGAACUAGCAGCACGACGUCGGAAGCUGUAUCGGGUGGUGGUGAAUCGCUAGCUCUUGCCACUGAUUACGGUACAACCCUUAGCCCUGAACCAUCUAGACGUUCCGUAACGGAAACGCCGCGGACUUUCACUAGCCUGCGAGCGAAGUUCGAUGCUACUCCUGUCCUUGAAGAAUCAUCUGAAGAGCCGGUGACUAAGGAUGAGGCUCGGGUCCUUGAUGAACUCGUACCUGCCAACGAGGAGCCAGUGGACCAGGAGGCCAACUCAACCAACGAAUCUCCUAGCCUAAGAGACCCCUCUGAGCUUGCGGUCGCUUCAGUGCUGGCCGAUGUCCCCAAAAGCCAGAGUACUUCGGCUGCUGAAGCAAACUCAGAACUACCAGCAACUUUGCGAGAGGAAAAUUUUUCCGCGGAUAACUUGAAAUGCCGGUCAGCGCUCCCAGCAGCUACGGAGGCAACUGUUGGAGAAAAUGUAUCAAGUGCUGUUCAAGUCAUCCGUUCUGAAGAGGCUGAAGAUAAACCCGAGCGCAAAGCUCCAGACUCUCAAUAUGCCCCUAUACAAGUGCGAACUUCAACCUCGGCGGAAACCGUGGCUCUUGAGCGAUUUCUGCUGUCACAGGAGCUCGUCUCGGAAAGCGGCUCGCUGGCAGAUGAAGAUUCUGGUUCAGAGGCAGACCAGGACAGCUCUUUUUCAUCUACGCCGGAAUCAUUCCAUUCUGUUGACCUUCCUUCAUUUCGGGGAGUAUCGUCUUCCCAUAUAAGUUGUACCGAAACUCACGACGCUACCCCCAGACCUGGAAGUUCAGUUGCUACUUCCGUGGCUGAGCUCUCUGCAAAGCAUGGUUCUGUGGCCGUGACACCCGAGAGUAACCUUUCUUCAAGAAUCGAUACUACCAAAGCCCGCUGCUCGCCGAAGGAGGCUGAAGAUAACGCCCCACCGCCGGAACUCAAGAUGCCAAAGUACAUAGUCCGAGAGGAUCCACCGAAGAAGCCGUCAUUGGGAUUUCCCUCGGGCAACAAUUUGGCCGUUACCAGCACUAUGUCACCAGUCACAGACUUCCAGCAUAUGAGCACUGAAUUCCGUCGCCGGGCACAGGCAACCAGACAACGAGAUGUCUCCCCUAUGCCACCAUCCUCUACCAUUCACCAACCUCCCCCGAACGACCACGCUUCUUCACUCCUUACGAAAGCAUUGUCGCUCGUGUUGGUACCACCGAUCCACCUUUUUAUCAUUCUGCUCCACGUUGCAGCUCGUAUUGUCAUCAGCCCCACUCUGAACUCUGCCCUUGGUGAUUCCAAUUCAGGAUCCCAAUCUUCUAAUAAUGACCCCGUCCCUGAAGAUGACUUUAGUUUCCCCUUGGAACGCGAGGCAUCUUCCGAAUAUGAAGACGCCGAGGCGUCCAGGAAACAGGAUCCCUGGGAUCUUGACUAACCUGACCGACUCUUUUCACUCUAAUCUCUACACUGUUUAAUCAUUUUUACAUUCUCUGUGAUUUCUUGACGCUACCACUGAUUUAAUAUGUACCCUUUCUUUUGCAUGUGACACCACGAUUUACCCCCUGUUUUACGUACUCUUGUGUGAUGAUUAUCUUGAAGCUGUUUUCAUGGUUCCUAUGAGGAGGAUAACGUGGGAAUGGGGUUUGUUCUCUCCUGGAGCCUUUUUUCUGUAUUAUAGCGUUGCAUAUCACCAUUCGCAGGAAUUCUCUGGCACCGCAUGUUACGACAGCUACCUUUUCCUUGAUAAUAUAAUCUGUUGAGAAAAGAAAUUCCGUCAAAGUCCACAGAAUGGAAUUUCCGCCGCGGAUCGUGAACUGGCCAGUUUUUGAGACUUCUUUUAUGAAUAUCCAUG